This is a messenger RNA of Paramecium tetraurelia, 1338 nucleotides long. RefSeq lists its product as uncharacterized. NCBI's taxonomy places the organism in Eukaryota, Ciliophora, Oligohymenophorea, Peniculida, Parameciidae. Gene Ontology annotation, biological process: polysaccharide biosynthetic process. Gene Ontology annotation, molecular function: transaminase activity; pyridoxal phosphate binding. The record is from RefSeq and is a predicted model, not a curated record. The transcript has 8 exons.
AUGAUUAAAGGCGAUUAGAUCGUCCCUUAUUCAGCCUUAUAUAUUGAUAUGCAAUAUAGACAUUUAUUUAAUACUUUAUGGGCAUACUUAAAGCCUGUGGAUUAAAAUAAAUAUAUUUAGGAACUCUUUUUUUUGCAGAUUGAAGAAAUUUGGUUGGGAGGAUUGAAAAAUCAAAAGAUUUUGAUCACUCUAUGUGUUAGAGCAUCUACAGAUUUAGUUUUGCAAGCAUUAAAUUGGCCACCAGGAUCAGAGGUAAUCAUUACUGGAAUUAAUAUUCCUGACAUGAUUUAAGUACUUCGCCUUAAUGGUAUAAUACCAGUACCUGUGGAAGUGAAUGCAGACACUUUGGGAUGCACACUGGAUUAAUUUAAAAAAUUUUACACAGAAAAGACCAAAGGAAUAAUGAUUUCGUAUGUUUUUGGAGCCAAAUUUGAUGCUACAGAAAUCAUUGAUUGGGCUAAGUCGAAAGGACUAUUUAUUAUGGAGGAUGAGGCUGAGAGUUUUGUGGCUCCAAAUGCAAAAUUAAAUCCUAACGUUGACUUCUCUACUUUUAGUUUUGGUUCAAUAAAGACAUGUUCAGCCUUUGGAGGGUCCAUAAGUGUGAUCAGAAACAACGAAGCUUUGUAUAGGAAAAUGAAGGCAUUGCAAGAAUCAUAUCCAAAAUGGUCUUAAAAAAAUUAUUUCAAAAGGACUCUAAAAAAUUUAAUUCCUAUGAUAUUGUUAAAUAGCCAAAAAAUUAAUAGAAGCUCCAGGUGGGUGUUCAUCAAUUUAUUCCCAAACUGGGACUAUAAAGAAUUUGUUGUCAACAGCAUAAGGGGUUUCCAAAAGAAUUCAUCGGAUAUUCUUCAAACAUAUAGAUUUAGAGUUCCUGAUCCCAUGUUAGUGAUGUUAGCGUUGAGAAUGAAAACAUUUGAUGUUGAUUAAUUCAACGAAGCAACUUAAAGGCAAAUCGCGGGCUAAAGCAUCCUUAAAUAAGGAGGUCUGCUUGUACCAGGACAUGCAGUUGAAGAUAGAAAAUUUUGGUUAUAUCCAGUUGUUGUACCUAAUCCUGAGACUACAUACAAAAUAUUAAAUGCCAGAGGGAUUGAUGCUUAUAUGGGAGUAACACAGCUCGAUAUUGUGGAAAGUCCUAUAGGAAGUUCGUAUGAAUAUCCAAAUAAAACUUUAUCUUAUUUCAAAAAUAUAUUAUAUUUGCCUAUCCAUCAAAAUGCAGAUUUGAAGUCAAUUUAGACAAUUUGCAAGGGAGUUGUAGAGGUAGUCGACAUGUUGAAAAAUAGAAACCCAAAAUUGUGAUUAAUUUAUUAUUAUUAAUAAUUAAAAGUUCAAAUUAUCAAUUCA